AUGGAGGUAAUAAGUAGCAGCAUUGAAGAGCAACUGCAUCCGAAUGAAGGCACGACUUGUAACUUGAAGCAUAAUGCCGCUGGAGUAAAGGUUGUGGUGAAAACAGUGUACGCCAAGAGGAAUAUGCCGAAUUGGUGGACAAUGUCGGCCAAGGCGGUUAGCGCAAUGAAAGUGUUGCAUGUGGAUCGGAGUGAGCUGAAAAAAGGGUUACAUAAGUGA
This is a messenger RNA of Bursaphelenchus xylophilus (pine wood nematode), 219 nucleotides long. The record is from the annotation of a GenBank genome assembly. NCBI's taxonomy places the organism in Eukaryota, Metazoa, Nematoda, Chromadorea, Rhabditida, Aphelenchoididae.